UGUUGAUGACAUUUCAUUCAAAUGAACUAGGAAUAGCAGUGUCAACUUUAAUAGCUACCUCAGCAAACGUGAGAGAAGAAGGCUAGCUUUAAAACUUAUUUAUUUAGCUUCUUUUCUGAUAUAAUCCAUUUCAUUUCAUUCUGUGAGGACAAUGUGGCUCGAGGAAGAAGACAUGGACACAUCAGACAUCCCGUGGUCUUGGUAUUACCUGGCAGACUGUGGAAGGUGGCACAGGUUUGAGGAUGACCCUGAUCACCCCUGUAGGAGUGAGGAUAUCGAACAGUACUACCAAAGAAACUCAAAAGGGGUUUUAAACGUGUCAUCUCCAGGUUGUCAGAGGAAGAUUGAUUUCUCAGCAAUGUUACAGACUGACCUCAACACGGGAAGGCAGAGAAGAAUCAAACGGGGCUACAACGUUGAGAGAAGUUGCUCCUGCUUCGGUGCUCCCCCUGUGUUCUGGGAACAUGUGGAUCCCACCUGUCCGUAUCAGUUAAUCCCUCUGAACGAGCUCACCCCUGAGUAUCAGACUGUGGCAGAUUAUGUGAAGAAUGAUGGGCUGUUGGACAAAUCCAUCAUCUCAAUCAGCAGGAUACAGAAUAUGGACCUAUGGGAACUGUAUUGCAGGAAAAAGAAACAGCUGAUGAGAAUUCAAGGCGUCAGAGACAUUCAGGAGAGGAGACUCUUUCAUGGGACCGAGAUCCAAAAUGUUGAAAACAUUUGCAAGUAUAACUUUGAUUUACGGUUAGCGGGACAACACGGCCACAUAUAUGGUAAAGGAAUAUAUUUUGCAAAACAUGCCUCAUAUGCGGACAAAUACAGCAAGGGCAGCGUGGAUCCGUUGAAGCUGUAUGGCGGGCAAACGCGGGGUGGUCACGGUGAAUACACUAAAGUAGUAUUUUUGGCACGAGUGAUGAUUGGAAAAUCCAAAGUUGGAAAAAAGGAGUUCAAGAAACCUGAUCAUCAAAGUUCUGAAAACACUCACGACAGCUGUGUGGAUGAUGUCAGAUGUCCCACUAUUUUUGUUAUUUUUGAUCCAAAUCAAAUCUAUCCCGAGUACUUGGUUCAGUACAAAUGACGUCAAGAGAAGAUGCUAAGCAUGUGCAAGCAUCAACAUGUCUACCUCAAACUGGGAGAACACUAUUUCCAUCCUAACUUUUAUUGGCUUUGGUGAUGGGUUUUUGUUUUUCACUACGUUUUUAAAAAAGGAGCUAGGUUAUGAAUAAAAAGCUAUGUUUACAUACAUUUAGCUAUUUUAAAAAUGAAGUGAUCUUUUAAUAGUCUUAGUAGUAUUUAUUAAUUAAUAGUAAUAGUAUAAUAGUAAAAAAAAACUUAAUAGUAUUUUACUAUUGGAAGUGCUGUUUCUAAAAUGCAAUCUACACGUGGACCUGUUUACAAUAUUUAUGACCAAAUAUACAGAUUCUCUUUGAUAAGUUUCAUUAAUAAAUUUACUGGUAGGACUAAACCAAA
Messenger RNA from Dicentrarchus labrax (European seabass), 1467 nucleotides. RefSeq names its product protein mono-ADP-ribosyltransferase PARP11. Bases 152 to 1075 code for a protein of 307 amino acids. Lineage: Eukaryota; Metazoa; Chordata; Actinopteri; Moronidae. The transcript has 7 exons. The record is from RefSeq and is a predicted model, not a curated record. Gene Ontology annotation, molecular function: NAD+ poly-ADP-ribosyltransferase activity.